Ylistrum balloti is the source of this 1623-nucleotide messenger RNA. Its product is annotated as protein POLR1D-like. The record is from RefSeq and is a predicted model, not a curated record. The transcript has 3 exons. Bases 21 to 446 code for a protein of 141 amino acids. NCBI's taxonomy places the organism in Eukaryota, Metazoa, Mollusca, Bivalvia, Pectinida, Pectinidae.
ACUCGAGUCUGAUCAAUCGAAUGGAUGAAGAUGCACUUGAACGGCUGGCAGUUGAGGAAUUACUUAAAGAGACAAAGAGAGGAGCUGAAAGAGCCAAAGAAUUUGGUGCAUUGGGGUGGCAGAAGCCAGCUGUUCCCUCAACAAACAAGAGAUUCUUGACCAAUAUGAUUCUGAGUUCUGUGAAUGACUCGAAUAGGAAAAAGAGAAAACAUUCCCAGGAUCUCAAUUUACCCAGGGGGGAUAACUCAGAAAAUAAAUCAACAGGUCACAGUGACAAAGAUUCCAGACAGUAUCAAUCUGAUAAACAUCAACAUAAAAAGAAGAAGAAAAAGCAUGAGCACUCCGAAGAAAAUCCUAAAAAUAAACAUAAACAUUCUUCAAAGAAACAUAAGUCUCGUCAUAAACAUAAGAAACACCACAGACACAAAGACAAGGUGAAGGAUUGAGAAUAAACAGAAGAUGAGAGAGUUUGUGAAAAUAGUUUGUGGGAGUAAGAGAUGAAAACUGGACAAAAAUGAAGGAGUCUGUGCACACGAGUGUUAGAGAGGAAGAUGGGAAAAAAGUGAAGGAGUUUGUUAGAGUUAGAGAGGAAGACAGGACAAAAGUGAAGGAGUUUGUUAGAGUUAGAGAGGAAGACGGGACAAACGUGAAGGAGUUUGUUAGAGUUAGAGAGGAAGACAGGACAAACGUGAAGGAGUUUGUUAGAUUAGAGAGGAAGACAGGACAAAAAUGAAGGAGUUUAUGGGAGUUAGAGAGGAAGACAGGACAAAAGUGAAGGAGUUUGUUAGAGAGGAAGACGGGACAAAAGUGAAGGAGUUUGUUAGAGUUAGAGAGGAAGACGGGACAAAAGUGAAGGAGAUUGUUAGAGAGGAAGACAGGACAAAAAUGAAGGUGUUUGUUAGAGUUAGAGAGGAAGACAGGACAAAAAUGCCGGUGUUUGUUAGAGUUAGAGAGGAAGGCAGGACACAAGUGAAGGAGUUUUUUGGAGUUAAAAGGGGAAGACAGGAAAAGAUGAAGUGUUGUGGUAUUUAGAGAGGAAGACAGGACAAAAAUGAAGGAGUUUAUGGGAGUUAGAAAGGAAAACAGGACAAAGUGAAGGAGUUUUUUGGACGUCAACAAGUAUAUUGACAGAGGCAAUGAGUUAAGGUAGUGUUAAAUUCAUUCAUAAUGAAAACAAAUGGUUAGGUGUUUAAGAGAUGAGAAAUAGACAUAUUAAGGAAAGAACCUUACCAUUAUUAACUAAAAUAAGACAGUAGCUAGUAUUUAGAUUCCAUAGCAAAUGGUAAAUCUGGAUACAGGUAUGAGAUGUGUAAUCAUUGUAUGUUUAGUAUUAGAUGGUGAAUCUGGAUACAGGUAUGAGAUGUGUAAUCAUUGUAUGUUAAUUGUUAGAUGGUAAAUCUGGAUACAGGUAUGAGAUGUGUAAUCGUUGUAUGUUAAUUGUUAGAUGGUAAAUCUGGAUACAGGUAUGAGAUAUGUAAUCAUUGUAUGUUUAGUAUUAGAUGGUAAAUCUGGAUACAGGUAUGAGAUGUGUAAUCGUUGUAUGUUUAGUAUUAGAUGGUAAAUCUGGAUACAGGUAUGAGAUGUGUAAUCAUUGUAUGUUAAUUGUUAUAUGGUAAAUCUGGA